Phytophthora sojae is the source of this 1784-nucleotide messenger RNA. RefSeq lists its product as hypothetical. The transcript is spliced from 7 exons. The coding region runs from base 1 to 1581 and encodes 526 amino acids. Gene Ontology annotation, cellular component: cytoplasm. Lineage: Eukaryota; Oomycota; Peronosporomycetes; Peronosporales; Peronosporaceae. The record is from RefSeq and is a predicted model, not a curated record. Gene Ontology annotation, molecular function: ubiquitin-protein transferase inhibitor activity.
AUGGGGAAGGAAGAGCUGCUGGAUGCGCUCGCGGGAUUGCAAGCUGCGGCGUCUGUGGAGGGUAUUUCCGCGCAAUUCGAAGUGAUCCAUGAAGCUCUGAGCGACAUCCAUCGCAAGCGCUGGAGGUUCCUGGAAGAUUCUUGCUCCGUCGUGCUGCGCCAAGUGUUCGGGUUGGUGUCAACAGUUGACGAUGAUGACAUGCAAGAUAUCGACGCUAGACAAGUGACGAUUUCGAUGCAAGAGGGGCUCAACCUGGGUCUCCAGUUCAUCGAACCGUUGAUACAGUCGACAUUGUCACUUGUUGACGCUCUGGAGGACGAGCAAGAGGCCACGAACCAACGAGCGGUGCUGGUUGCAGCUCUAUUGCAUCUAUUUUCAAAGGUUUCUGGGAUUUCUGGGCUCAGCGACUUGAGGGUGCGACUUGUGGCUGACAUUCAGAGGUGUGGGGUGGAGCUUCAUGUCAUCUUUGCAACCCUUCGCUUCCGAGAGGAGCUGGUGGAGUGCCGUCGAGCGUUGCUGCCUUCGUACGAGAGCGACUCAGAGACGGAGUCUGACCUGGACUCGGAGGAUGAUGAUGGCAUGGCGGGCGACGCGGAGGAGUUUACUGUGGAGGAUACGCAGUGGAUUACGGACCAGGUGGCAAAAGGGUGGGGCUUGACGCAGUACAAGUAUUUCCUGCAGACCUCGGGGCAGGAGUACGCGUUCACUGCGUGGUCAUACCGCGGAAUCGGAAAUUUCGUGCACGCCCUGCUUACAGAUGAGCAGCAUGGACCAAGUGCUCUGUCGGCCGUAGUGUCCCCGUUCUCGUGGUUGUUCCAUAUAGCUGCGUACUCUCACUACAUGAUUCACUCGGAAGACCACCAACUCCUGCAAGCUGCAGUGCGGCUUUGUCCUUUGAGAAAGCUGACCCUCCAUGUCAAUCACAAACGCAAUUCCGAGACGGAGAAGCCGCUGUCAUUUCGCGAACAAGCUGCGUCUUUUCGCAAUAGAGACUGGAUGUCUCCAUUGAUACAGGUCAUCACAAACGCGAUGGUUUCGUUUCUGGCGGCCAAGGAUCGAUCGGCAACGCUGACCGUCCUAAAAGAGUUGGUCUCCAAAGUCUCGCCCAUCGAUCUCUUUGAAUUGCUCCGGGGCCUAAUCACGCAGUGCCGAUACGGAAACGUUGCCGCCGUGCUUGUCGAUUUUGUUCGAGGCGACGCAGUUCAGGUGUGGUCUUCCCCCGACAAGAACGAGCAAUCACCUUUCAAGACAUCAGCGAUUCGCUUGCUGCUUCAAGAUGCGCUGACACAAGCAGCGGAACGCGACCUCGUUCUACAUGCUGAUCUAGUUGCGAGUUGUCUGAGUCUUCUCAGGUUCCUCUACAUCCGUGACAAGGAUAACGAGACUGGUGUUCGUACCAAGUCGGCUGAUUCCACGAUCUGGGAAGUGUUGAUGCGUACCAGCAAAAGACUCCAAGUAAAGAUCGAAGAAACGAUUUCUGGUCACAGUGGUGAAGGCGAGCAACAUUCGGUUGACAACGACUUCACGCAUUUAAUGAUCUUGGAGGCCUCUCUCGGGUCGACGUUGGAGCUUUGCAACUGAAGCCGGACAGCCCCUCAGCCUUGUCCAAAGAAUUGAUCACAGUUUUUCCGCGCUUGAUCAAAGGAGACAAACUGGCGUGUUUGGCUGAUUUGAUUAUACGACUCGGUACACUGGGAAGUUCCAGCUCCAGUGGCGUAUUCAAGUCAACUGCUGCGAACGGUUCUAAUAACUCGGUCACCUUUUGCUGGAGAGCUUGAUCUCGU